UUCUCCCCCUGACUUAAAUAGGCCUACCUCAGUUCAGCUUUUUACAACAAUCUAAGUGUUAGUUUCUGUUUUCUAUGUAGGAAUGCCAUCUACUCGAAAGCCACCGGAUUCCCGGUCAUUUACUUCGCAUUGUGCACUUUUCAUUCUUCCUCUUUCAGUUUAAAGAUUCUUGCGUCUGCCUUUCGCUGAUUACAUUUAUAUUAGGAGAGUUUCGCUCCUUUGGUUUAUUGCCGGGCGGAGGUUUUGCGAAGCGGGAGCGCAGGUUCGGAGCGCAGGUUUGGGACCCUGGGGCUGCGACCAUGUGGGCAGCGCCGUGAUCGCGAAUAACUUCGAAUGAAAUAACGGCGGGAUAUCUAAAAUCCAAAGCUGGAUUCCUCACUGUUUAAAAAGGGUUUUGCAAAGCUUCUGUCUUGUGGAUAGGCUAAACGCUGAGGUUCUGCUUCCUUGUUUAAAUAAGUGUCGUCGUACUGGUAUGAGUGUUGUAGUUAAGUUUAUCUGUCCCGGAGGAUUCAAGUCCGAACAUCUGGGUAUACUCGGCAUAUAAAUAGCUUUUUUUAAAAAACAACCGCUGAAACACUGAAAACAGACUGAAAGGACACUGCGACAGCAGCUUGAGGGCUGCCAGUCAUCGACACACCGUAUGACACCCUCCGGAAAUAACAGCACUAGCUUAUUCUGACAGAAGAAAAAUUCUCUUCACCAUGGCCUGGGUAAAAUGGCGAUGGAUUCAACUAAUUGGAUGCAUGAUUCUGCAGGUCCAGGGUGAAGACUACAUUUACAAUGCGACGGUCAAUGUGCCGGUUGGUGAGAACGUCAUGUUGACCUGCUCUACCUCAGCCACCUAUAAGGAGCAGGACCUGCGUGUCUUCUGGCAGCGAGAGAAUUCGCAAGGAACCUCCCCUGCAGAUGUGCUGAUGAUUUUCAAGAUGGGCGAAAUCAAUGACAAAUUCCAAAAGGAAAGCUAUCGUGGUCGAGUGAUAGUCUUUCCCUACGAACUGCCCAGGGGGAACUUCAGUCUGUUACUGACAUCGGUGCAGAUUAAGGAUGCCGGCCUUUAUGAAACAAUUGUCAUAUUUAACAAUGACAAGAAGAAGCAGUACUGCAGGAUUCAGCUCAAUGUUGGAGCCCCCUUCAGCAAGCCUCAGGUGACCAUGCAAGGUUGUAAGGAGUCCUCGUGGCCCUCGGAGAUCCGCUGCGAGACCUGGGGUGGAUUCCCAAAGCCGGUCAUCCACUGGAUUGUGGGGAAUCAGACGAUCAACUCAGACCAAGUGAAGAUCAAUAGCAGCACCACCAACGGAAGCAUCUCUGUGACGAGCACACUGCACCUCCGGACUCAGGAGGAAAUUCCGGUUAACUGCAUUGUGGAAAACCCAGUUCUCCUUACCAAUGAGAGCACUACAGAGACAAUCCAUCACUGUGCUGCUCCUGCUUCCAGUUUGCACGGACUCCUGGUUCUGGUUCUGGUCCCGAUUCUGCUUAUCCAGGCGAUGCUUGUUUACUUCUUCUGUUUCUCCCAGAAAAAAUAUGCCUGUAGAUCGAACCAGGAGCAGCAUCCACAAGGUGCGCAGUGCAGCAUAGAAUACUGCUGCACGCCCUGGCGGGCGGGGAUCACAGGAUGACGCUAAUGUUACCAUAGAUCUCUUAGACAUCGAGUAAGCUGUAUGGAGGCUUCCUUGCUCUGCCCACAGGUCGAGUGGAUCCUCCAGGUACAACUCAGGGGUGACUCGCCCACACAAUCGGCACCUCCGCCGCAGCCACUGAUGAGCCACCGAUGAGCCACCGAUGAGCCACCGAUGUUCUAAAAGGUCAGGGAUGUCCCAAGGAAAAUCAGCGAGUUUCCAGACUUAGGAGGGGGAAGAAGUUUCACUGAAAUGGCCGCUGGGAGGCGCUUGGUGCUGGAUCGUAACGACAUGGUCUGCCUGGAGGAAUGAACCCUGAGGCCGGUGACCGGCCGACGAAGGAGAUCACUUUGUGCUGCUUCUUCUCAUGAAGCUGAAGAUCACCUUGCAGAGACCAUAGUCUGUUCUGACUGGGACUUAAUGUGAUGCUGCUCACCAACUACCUCUUCAUGUGUAUAAUUUAUUCCUGUGUCUUGCAAUGUUAUAUAAUGUUAUACUUAACCGUACUAAUCCGCGUUGUCGUGUUGGCCUUAGCACAUUGUAUUCGUUAUUUGCCUGCUGAUGUGGGCAUUAAGUGCUUUCGGCAGAUUUGUGUUUUUUGUGCUGGGUCUUAAUGACGUCGAGGUGUUACUGAAGUCUCGCUGCUACUGUAAACAUAUCAGAAUUUCUCAUUUUUAAAAUGACCCAAAGGAGGCAUUUUGUUAAAAAAAAAAAAAGUAAAUUAAGGUAACCUUUUUUGACGUCAGCCCUAAACGCAGCGAUGGGAGACUCGAGUUGACUGGUUUGCUCUUUCUCGGGGAAUCCCUAACUGCCCGAGAUCAGGGCUUUCAGCCUGGAUAGGUGGAUGCAUAGAAGAUCGAAGCAUAUUUCUAUUUUUUUCAGUGACUAUUACAUCCAUCCCAAUUAGUCUGGUCGCCGUAAGAUAAGAGACCAGCCAUCACGACGAGAAUGUGAACGGCUCUUCCUGAGUGACUUUGCUUUAAAAAAAAAACUGAAAAUCAGCUCACAAAGAGACACAUUGUGAGCUGAUUUUCAGUUUUUUUUUUUAAAGCAAAGUACUUUGACACAUAGCACUUUUAAAAUAUAAUGUUCUCUUGUAUCCUUUGAGUACGUAAAUACUAACUACUGUUGCGUUCUGUGGUGACAGAAUUCAUUCUAAACAUGAUUGUACGAGUUGGACUUAUUAAAUAUUGAGGGCGACAUGAAAAAGCAAUUUGAUUUGCAAUGAACGAAACGAUUAGAACACGCGAGAAUCUGCCGUUUCUUGUACGUACAGACAAUACUGUGGUGUGACGGUUUGAUGCUCUCGAGAAGAAAGAUGCCUUUUCUUAUAUCCACCGCACGACGUCUGAGUCCUACUCGCUGCACACGGCUGCAUUGGUCUAUGAUUCUGCUGAGCUCACAUUCCUGUAAUUUCCCAGGAAGAAAUGUAUUUUAUAACGUGUCAGUAGAUUGAAACAUUCAUAUUUAACUUUAUGUUCAGAGGCAAAAAAAUAAACUUAAUAUUAUUUAAAUCUGCGAGAUUUGUGCUGACGUAGUGACCUGGAGUCGGAUUUAAUGCCUCACUUUCUGCACGAAAUGAACGGAAUUUAAAAUAACUCUUUUAAUAUAUAUAUAUUUUACAUGUAUAUAUAUGGCUGUCACUUAGACAACGUGUAAGGACGUGUUAUAAAUAUCGUACAAGCAAUUUGUAUACCAGCGUGAAUUAUAGCUACAUAUUGCCACCAACUAACCCUGUAAAUACGAAGCAAGACAUAUAUAGACUAUAUACAACAAGUGCUCGUAAUCAUGGGAUGUCAAAUGUUUUAUUUACAAUAAAUGAGUUUUGUUGUGUAA
This is a messenger RNA of Brienomyrus brachyistius, 3455 nucleotides long. Its product is annotated as CD276 antigen homolog. Bases 702 to 1619 code for a protein of 305 amino acids. The record is from RefSeq and is a predicted model, not a curated record. The transcript has 9 exons. NCBI's taxonomy places the organism in Eukaryota, Metazoa, Chordata, Actinopteri, Osteoglossiformes, Mormyridae. Gene Ontology annotation, biological process: negative regulation of T cell proliferation; cell surface receptor signaling pathway; cellular response to lipopolysaccharide. Gene Ontology annotation, cellular component: external side of plasma membrane.